AUGGCGCUAUCUCCGCGUGCUGCUCCGGAGCCAAAUCUUGGCCGCCGGCGUCUCCAACAUUCAUCAUCGCAACAACAGCAGCAUGAGCCACCGGAUCAUAGAGCUCGAGCCCGCAUGCAAGACGUAUCAUUUGCCAUGGCAUCUAGCGAGCGAACACCUUCACCAUCGGUGAAACGAGGUAAAAAGGCCUGCACUGAGUGUAGGCAGCAGAAGGCAAAAUGUGACGCCUACUUGAAUCCCAGUCAGGCGUGCUCGCGUUGCUUAAAAUUGAACAUCCAAUGUGUUAUAUCGGAUCCCUUUCGCCGGGAACAUAAACGCAAGCGACUCUCCGAGCUCGAGCAAGAGACAGACGAGCUGCGACGAAGAUUAAGAUAUACACAACCUGACCCUUCUCGACCCUCGCCCAUCGCGAUGCUAACGGCCGCGGCUGAGAUGGGAGUUAACCCAGCAACUGCCGAUGGCGACUUGAUCUUCCAUGCUCAGCCGCAUACACCCCCAGUUGAAGGUUCGCAACACAUAUUACCUUCCCCUGGAAUAGGACCGUCGUUACCAGGACCAGAGAUGGUUUCUGGUGUACGUGCCCCUGAUGCAACAGAGCCCCGUUCGCUGAACAACGUUUACCUUACCGGAAGUGAGAUAGACGAGCUCUUCCAGAUAUUCUUCCAUCAAUAUGCUUCCUUCCUUCCAAUCCUUGACCCAGAAACCACACCAAACGUGUAUUAUACGCAGUCACUAUUUCUGUUUUGGUCAAUAGUCGGGAUUGCAUCCCGAACCUAUUCCAAAAACCCAACCUUGCUAAUCGCUCUUGCACGCACUGUGAACGAAAUGGCCUUCCUCUCGAUUGUAUCGGGAAGCUCAGCGUGGCACAGCAUUCAAGGGCUGCUGCUAGUUCUAACGUGGCCAUUCCCGAAAGAUGCCAAUAUGGCGGACGUGACGUUCCCAUUAAGCGGCAUGCUUCUACACAUUGCCAUGCAGAACGGUUUACAUAUCCCGAUGUCCAGUCAUGAGUUUUCUAAGAGAAAGAGACUUCCUGCCCCAUCAGAAGUAGAAAUGAUCAGACGAUCAGAGCUUUGGGCUCAUUGCGUUAUCGUUUAUCAGCGUGCGUGUGUAAUAAAAGGACAACCCCCUCGCUCAUUGAAGAAUCUAGAACCCGACGGCGAAAUGAAACAUUCGUUGUUUCAGAGGAUUUCUCCGUCGUUGGUACUUGAACUGAAGUGUGAGGAUCUAAAAACUCGCUGUAGUACAGCAGUACUGGAGCUCGGGGUUCGGGACAUAUCUCCUGAACAAGAGAGAUCGCUCGAUAUACUCUUAAGGGCGUAUGAUGACCAAGCGCUUGAUCUGGAGGCGCAGGCUUUCUCAGCGUACGAUAGGUUUGCUACGAGCAUGUGUCGUUUGAGUAUCCAAAUAUUCCAUCUCUUCCGAAAUCCCAAUUCGUUCUCAUCAGGUUGUCUUGCAGCUCUGACGACAGCCGCUUGUGACACCAUUAGUAGCAUACACAAUCUGGGACAAAGCAUGGCCGGCUUUGCUACUUCUCCCAUCCAGAUGAACUAUGCCCUGCUUCUAGCGUCCUCGGCCCUUUUACGGGUACUGAAAGGCCCACAUUGGGCUACCAUGGAUGUUGACAAGGCUAAGUCAUCUUAUUUCACUGCAAUCAACUUGGCCAAGCAAAUGUCAGUUGAAAACUUUGAUAUCGCGGCCAAGACGGUCAUGGUAUUAAGUCAACUAUGGAAUAGCACCAAAGCGUUCCGCAAGGCAGAUGGGAGUGAAUACCUCGCGCUUCGGAUUCGCAGCCGGUUGGUUGUCAGCCCUGUUAUCGAUACGGUGUGGUGGUGGCGAGAAGAGUUCGACCCCCUGUUCUAUAGCACGGCCAGUUCCCAAAGCAAUGCCCCAGAAGGAACCGAUGCAAGCCGCGAUAAUCCAGGGACUUCAGGGACCGCACCUGGAGGCUCUACGGACCGGCCAGAUUUCUCGUAUUUUGACGAGCAAUUCCAGGCGGAUUUUGAAUGGGCGUUGACGGAUGAGUUUCUCUUCGCUCCCACCGAACCGUAUGGACCGCUGUAA
This is a messenger RNA of Aspergillus luchuensis, 2061 nucleotides long. RefSeq lists its product as uncharacterized. The coding region runs from base 1 to 2061 and encodes 686 amino acids. The record is from RefSeq and is a predicted model, not a curated record. Gene Ontology annotation, biological process: regulation of DNA-templated transcription. Gene Ontology annotation, molecular function: zinc ion binding; transcription cis-regulatory region binding; DNA-binding transcription factor activity, RNA polymerase II-specific. NCBI's taxonomy places the organism in Eukaryota, Fungi, Ascomycota, Eurotiomycetes, Eurotiales, Aspergillaceae. The transcript has 8 exons. Gene Ontology annotation, cellular component: nucleus.